UUGAAAUAUCAAGUGGGUUACAUCGCCUAACAACACUCGUCUCUAUUUUCUACACCUACAAUUUACAAUCAACAAUGACAUAAUGCGUUGCACGUACUGAGGAUGCACCAAAUAUCAGUUCGUUCUAAAAAUACAAUCGCCGGCACGCUUAUUGGAACCAAUGCGUGUUUAAAUGUGGAGGAGGUACGAAAAUACACACGGGAAAUAAUUAAAAAUACGUAUACUCUAAACACAAACUGGAGCCAAACAUGUUUUCUCUUCGUUAAUCCAGUAAAGUCAAAAAAGUUAUUUAAAAAAGUUCUUUUAAUUAAAUUACGAUGCGCAGUGAAAUUGUUUUGGUGUUUUUCAUACACGUGUGUCAUACGUCCAUUCAAAAACUUAAAAUAGGUGGCGUUUUUGAUGAGAGUGAUGAACAUGAAGAACUUGCUUUUUCUUACGCCGUUAAUAUGGUGAACAGUUUACAUCCUAAUGCCAAUAUUAAAUUGGUGGAAAAAUCCAGGAGGGUUAAACUAGAAAAUACUCUUGAAGUAUCAAAGGCGGUUUGCGAUUUGCUUGAUGAUGGAGUUGUUGCAAUAUUUGGUCCAAGUUCGCAAAGUUCUUCUCCUUAUGUGCAAUCAAUUUGCGAUACCAAAGAGAUUCCGCAUAUUGAAACUCAUUGGAAUACUAAUCAACAAAGGAGUUUGGUUAACUUUUACCCAAACCCGUACAUGCUAGGUGUUGCUUUUCUUGAGCUUGUUCGGAAAUGGGAUUGGAAGAUGUUUACUAUACUUUACGAUGAUGAAAUCAGUUUGAUGAAAGUGGAUCGUUUGCUUAUGGCCGAUAAUGAAGGUUAUAAAAUACGUGUGCGGCAGUUGGAAGUUGAUGUUUCUUCGCGUUACAGAAAUGUUUUGAAUACCAUUAAAAGAUCUGGUGAAAAAUAUUUUAUUCUUGUGUGUAGCAUUGAAGUUUUGGAAGAAGUUCUACUACAAGCUCAACAAGUUGGUAUAAUCACAGAUGAAUAUAAUUACAUCAUAACGAAUCCGGAUAUGCACACUAUAGAUUUAGGUCCAUAUCAAUACGGAGGUUGUAACAUAACGGGGGUGCGUUUAAUGAAUCCUGAACAUCGGAAUAUGAUUGAGUUAGCUGAAAAACUACAACGCAUGAAAAUGAAGAUGGGAUUAAAUUUAACCUAUUUUGAUCAUUUCGCAGCUUGGAAAUUGACUACCAAAACUGCACUUCUGGUCGAUGCAGUUUCCUUAUUUUUUGAAACUAUUAGGGAUUUCAAGCUGACUAAACCUUUUGAUGUACGAAAUUUGGGUUGCGACUCAACCAACAACUGGGAACAUGGAUAUAGCAUAACCAAUCUAUUGAAAACGAAAUCUUUGGAUGGUCUCACUGGUAUUGUAAAAUUUGAUUAUCAAGGAGUACGCACAGAAUUUAAUUUGGAGAUUAUCGAAUUAGCAGUUGGUGGAUUAAUUAAGAUUGGAACCUGGAAUGUUUCACACAGCGUAACCAUUGAAAGAUUUUAUAGUCCAAUUGAAAUAGUUCAAGUAGAUGAAGGUUCUCUAACCAAUAAAUCAUUCGUAGUCAUCACAGCUCUGACCCCACCAUACGGAUUGUUGAAGGAAACAACAACUCAGCUGUCAGGAAAUGAUAGAUUCGAAGGAUUCGGAAUUGAUUUGAUUCAUGAGUUAUCUUUGAUGCUCGGAUUCAAUUAUACUUUCGUUAUACAAGAGGAUGGUGCUAACGGGAAUUUUGAUAGAAGGACUAAGCAGUGGAACGGAAUGAUCCGGGAAAUAAUUGAUGGAAGAGCGGAUUUGGCUAUAACUGAUCUCACAAUAACAUCAGAAAGGGAGAACGCAGUAGAUUUUACAAUGCCUUUCAUGAAUCUCGGAAUCAGCAUUUUGUAUAGGAAACCAGAACCGGUAGCACCUAGUUUGUUCACGUUCGCUUCACCCUUUUCAUUACAAGUAUGGAUGCUUCUUGGAGUUGCUUACUUCUUUGUAUCCAUCAGCUUAUUUAUAAUCGGAAGACUUUGUCCAAGCGAAUGGACAAAUCCCUAUCCGUGUGUCGAAGAACCCGAGUUUCUAAUCAACCAAUUCUCUUUAAGGAACUCUUUAUGGUUUACAAUUGGUAGUUUGAUGCAACAGGGAACAGAAAUUGCACCAAUAGGAAUUUCAACAAGAAUGGUUGCUGGGAUUUGGUGGUUCUUUACGUUGAUUAUGGUUUCCUCAUAUACCGCUAAUUUAGCUGCUUUUUUGACAGUUGAAACUUUGGUAACUUCUUUUAAAAAUAUCGAAGAGUUGGCCGAACAGACGGAAAUUAAAUACGGAGCCAAAAAAGAUGGAGCAACUUCCAACUUUUUCAGGGAUUCUGACAUCGAAUCUUACAAAGUAAUUGGAAGAUAUAUGUAUAAACAUCCAACAGAUAUGACUGCUGAUAAUGAUGAAGGAGUUAGACGCGUGGAGACUGAAAAUUAUGCUUUUCUAAUGGAAUCUACCACUAUUGAAUAUAUAGUUGAAAGGCAUUGUACUUUAGCUCAGGUUGGAGGACUUUUGGAUGAUAAAGGUUAUGGAAUUGCUAUGAGAAAAGAUUCAAAAUACAGGAACAUAUUAAGUGCUGCCGUUCUCAAACUGCAAGAGACUGGAAAAUUGACAUCUCUAAAAAUAAAAUGGUGGAAGGAAAAACGUGGAGGUGGAAACUGCGCUAGUCGUACAGCAGGAGGAGCUGCAACUCCACUAGGCUUGAAGAAUGUAGAAGGUGUGUUUUUCAUUUUAACGCUGGGAACUAUUUUAGGAUUUUUAGGGACAUUCCUGGAAUUGGCACUACAUAUUUUGCGUAAAACGUAUAAAGAUACAAAACGUUUUAAAAGAGACUACAUGGAAGAAUUGAAGUUUGUGUUUCAAUUUAAAAAGCGAAUGAAACCUGUUAUGCAAAUUGAUUCAAAGAAUAGUAAUUCAAGUAAACACUCGUCUAAAAAGCAAAGCAUUUGAAUAAUAAUUCCAGUAUAUUAAAUGGAACUUUGAUUUGUUUUCACUCAUUUUAAUUACGCUUCUAAUUGUAAUUGUCGAUAACUAUGUUUGAUCGUGUGUAUGCAAUAAUUUUAAUAAACUGUUUACAUUCAGUGUUUUAUUUUGAACUUGGGCUGAGGUGACGCAACUUUAAACUAUUUAUAAUUGAGCAAAAUAAAAAGUAAUUGUAGCACAAU
Messenger RNA from Nicrophorus vespilloides, 3187 nucleotides. Its product is annotated as glutamate receptor ionotropic, kainate 2-like. Gene Ontology annotation, biological process: synaptic transmission, glutamatergic; modulation of chemical synaptic transmission; monoatomic ion transport. NCBI's taxonomy places the organism in Eukaryota, Metazoa, Arthropoda, Insecta, Coleoptera, Silphidae. The record is from RefSeq and is a predicted model, not a curated record. Gene Ontology annotation, cellular component: plasma membrane; postsynaptic membrane. The transcript is spliced from 10 exons. Bases 318 to 2972 code for a protein of 884 amino acids. Gene Ontology annotation, molecular function: transmitter-gated monoatomic ion channel activity involved in regulation of postsynaptic membrane potential; glutamate-gated receptor activity.